UUCAGACGGGAGAGACUGAGAGAGAAAGAGAGCAAGAGAUGGGGAAUCUGUCUGAGAAAGGUUAACAGGACUGAGUGAGCAGAGUGGGAGUGCAAAAAUGUAAAAGUGAGUAGGAGGGAAGAGAGCGAGAGAGAAAGAAAGAGAGAGGUGAGAAGGAGUGUCUGGUGAGCUCGUCUGGAUGCCUGUGCUCAUUCUGCUUUCUCACCUGCGGUGUGUGAGCAUGACACAGGACACACAGGUGUGUGUGUGUGGAGGGAUGACUGAUGGACAUGCAGCAUGAAGACUAGAGGCACAGGUGUGUGAAAGAGGCAACAUAUCACGAUGACCUCGAGUGUGUGACAGUUGCCAAGAGACUAAUGGCGGGUUUGACACACGAUCUCCGGACCAGCUCUAUCUCGGCAGAAGGCUAUGUAUUCUUGGAGUGAAUGACAGGCAAGGUGAGGCAAUGAGCUUCACAACAAGCCCGGCUCUGGUCCCACACAGGGACAGCCUCCCGUUUAAGAAGAGAGACCAAAGAGUGAGCUCCCCUCAGCAGCAGCAGCAGCAGCUGCUGCAAUGCGACGCCACAAACUUCAAGGCGCCCUAUCCGUACAAGAGCCACGCCGACAUAAAGACAAAGCACAUGGGUCUGUUUCGGCCUGUGCCGAGGCGGGUCACUGCCCUGUACCAACCCUGGAUGCAGGUACAACCCCCUCCCAGGCCCAAACAGCACACCCCGUCCGCCUUCAGAGAGCACCACGCCUGGGCAGAGUGGAGAGACUUCAGUCCUCUGCCUCCCGGAUGGGACUUUUCCCAUCAGUACCAACUGCAGAACCAUUUAUCCGGAGCAAGGGCUCUCCACUCUGGAUAUCCACAAUAUGUCUCUAGAUUCAGCGCAGGGUCUCUGGUGUCCGAGGGCAUCCAGAGGGGGAGCGGAGGCUGGGAGAGGCUCAAAGUGUUAAAAGACAAAACCUAUGGCCCUCACAAAGGACCGUACGCGAGGAGAGGUGAAAGAAGAACUGAUGAUUUGCACAGAGCUGAAAAAGGAGGCGCUUACCUACCUCAAUCCAUGCACGAGGACAACACUUUGAAGCACAGUUCGUUGUUCAACGCAACAAAAAUUACAUCUGGACAAUCCCUCAGGAGAGUUUCCCCCAACAGCCUAAAGGGCACAAGCACUCCCAUGAAAGAAAAGCAGAGAUCUCCCGUGGUGCCCCCGUCUGCUCCCACCGACCCUAACCGCUUUCCCUGGCUGCUUCCCCACUUCGUCGCCGGGUCUCUGAUUGAGCUCAGAGACGGCCGGUUGAGGAGAGUGGAGAACCUGCAAACCGAGGACUUCCUGCUCGGCUCUCUGGCCUGUCCGGACCUGCGCCUGAGCUGCUGCACGGUGCAGAGCAUCUCCCCCUCGGCCGCCUCCUCCUCCGUCUCCCGCCUCCUCAUCCUGCUUCACGAGCAGCAGUCCCAGGAGCUGGUGGAUGUGUACGCGGAGUACCCUUUCUUUGUGCGCGGGCAGGGCUGGUCAUCCUGCAGCCCCCAGAGGACGGCCCGUCUCUGCGGCCUGCAGUGCCGCCAGCUCAGUGUGGGAGACGUCUGCUUGGCCCUCACGCCCGUGUCCGCUCCCGAGCCGCUGCCAUCAGACUCCCCACAGCCGAAAACUGGCCCCAAAGAACCCGAGGACGGUCACGAUUCCCCAGAGGCAAACGCUGCGCUGUGCAGCCAGGUUCUACCUGAACUGAAGGAGCAGGGAAUGGGGACGAAGGCGUCCCGCAGGAGGCACUGUUCGGCCCCGUGAGAUUCAACCACUAGGGACGCCGUUUUUCAAAAGAUAUAUGGUGCCUUGCAAAAGCAUUCACACCUUUUGAACUUUUUGACACUUUGGCACAUUAAAACCACAAAUUUCAGAGUAAUGUCCUGGUGACUGAUCAAUACAAAGUAGCACAAAACUGAAAGGUGGAAAGAAAAUGGUAACUUUUUUUAGGGGAAAAAAUGUAUAGGAAUAGUUUUAGUGCACUGUACUUUUUACUUUUACAAGUAAUAUGAACUAUUGCUACUCUUACUUGAUUAGAUUUAUUUUGCAUAUAAAGAAACUGACUUCAGAGGUAGGAAAUUUUUAGAUUUCUGCAACGUCUGAGCUAACAUUUAUGCUAAUCUGAGCAUAAUUACUCAGCAUUGUCUUAUUGUUUAAAUUAAGUCCUCGUUUUACUGUGUCCCCCAGCAAAAUUCCUCUGGAGCACCAACACCGGUUCCAGCCCAGGGGCCCACAUCCUUGUAAAUCUGGCCCCAGUGGCAACACUUGGAAAUUGCUGAUCAUAGCCAGUCUGGCUGAGCUUUAGCUGUUCUCAUAAGAAUAAUUGUUCAAAAUUUGCAAAGAUGGAAGAGACAUGGUCCAAAAAACUUUCAGCUAUAAUUGUAGCAAAACCUUCUGAGAGUUUUAUUUCUAAAAAAACAACAACAUGGAAACCAUGAACAUUUCUUUUUGGUCCACCACACAAACUCUUAAGAAAAGGCAUUUGUGGUUGUAACGUGACAAAAAUCGUAAAAGUUUCAGGGGUGGGAACGGUCUUGUAAGGCACUGUAGGUCUGGGAUUUCUUUGGAUUUGUUCUGUGAAAAGCGUCUCGUCUUUCUACCUCCUGGAUCAUGCUUCUGUGCUUGACUUGUCAUCUUUAUUGGCUUUUAAGUAGUCUCAGCUAAAGAGGACAGCUACAGUGAGCUAACCUCUCAGGGUUAAAGGUUAUGUAAUAUGUCGUGAAGUGAUAACAGAGAACCAAAGCAGGAACUGACGUCGCCUUGGUGAGUUGCACUGUUCAGAUUUAAACUCCUUUUUCUUGCGAUUCUGACGAUAUCUGCUCCUUCGUGGGAUUUCUGCCUCUCAGGUCUUUCACUGAAGUUCAACUCUCUACUGCCAAAUAACAUGUGAACCAACUGAUUCUGUACUGCAACACUUGUAAAGCUUCGUUCUACCUCUCUCUUCAAUGUAGGAUCUGCGUGGGCUGUCGUGACACGAUGGAAGCACCAAGCAGAGAUACUUUUUUUUUUUUUCUGGUUCUUUCAAGUUGAAACUGUGUAAAAAAACAAAACACCCAAAUCAUUUUUAAUGGGAUGAAAUUAAAGAGUGAAUCACGUGACUUCA
Poecilia reticulata (guppy) is the source of this 3110-nucleotide messenger RNA. RefSeq lists its product as uncharacterized. Gene Ontology annotation, biological process: negative regulation of transcription by RNA polymerase II; nervous system development. Gene Ontology annotation, molecular function: RNA binding; protein binding. Gene Ontology annotation, cellular component: nucleus. NCBI's taxonomy places the organism in Eukaryota, Metazoa, Chordata, Actinopteri, Cyprinodontiformes, Poeciliidae. The record is from RefSeq and is a predicted model, not a curated record.